Molecule: messenger RNA, 11941 nt
Organism: Cuculus canorus (common cuckoo)
Lineage: Eukaryota; Metazoa; Chordata; Aves; Cuculiformes; Cuculidae
Gene: THSD7A
Product: thrombospondin type 1 domain containing 7A
Exons: 29
Coding region: 518-5446 (1642 amino acids)
Biological process (GO): actin cytoskeleton organization
Cellular component (GO): plasma membrane
Source: RefSeq, a predicted model, not a curated record
GCCUCCUCCCGAUCCAGCCCGCCGCAGGAGGAGGGCAGCGGGUGGGACGACGCGUGGUGCUAACCAGGGCGUCCACCCCUUGCGAGGGAGCGUCUUCUCCGGGCUCAUCCCGCUCCGGAGUCGCGGAGCCACCGCAGAAGAAGAAAAGGUGCGGAGAAGCUGGUGUAAAUGACUGCUGCUGCCUCCCAGAGCAAGAUAACCUGCUCAGUCAGCUGGAGCCCCCUGCGGACAGCUGUCUCGCUUUUAGCUGAUGGAAAACUGCUACUAACCGCUGAAUGGAAGAGCGUGGAGCAGCAACCAUACUAGCAGCCUCCGCUGCAGCAUCAAGAGCGAGCGAGGACUCUAUUGUUCCCUGCUGUUAAACAGUUUUUCAUUUUCAACUGCCAUGCACAGAAGUGGGAGAGAGGUUUCCCAUCCCCUUCUCCUGGUGAAGACGUUCUGAAGAAGGGAAUAUUAUUUGAAGAAGGUUUCACGGUCGCGCUGCAGGUUUUGAAGGCAGCAUCGGGCUGCUGGAGGCAUGGGGUUGAGCAAGGGGAGCGCUGCUUUCUGCCGUGGUCCAGGGGUUUCCACUGUGCCAGCCCGGUGCGUGGGAGUUCUUGUCCUUCUGCUGCUGGGAAUCUGGGACGCUUAUGCACAAAGUGAAUUUCAAACUUCAUCGGUGUAUUUGUGGAAGACUGGUCCGUGGGGGAGAUGCAUGGGAGAUGAAUGUGGUCCAGGGGGCAUUCAGACGCGAGCAGUGUGGUGUGCCCAUGUGGAGGGCUGGACCACGCUGCCCACGAACUGCAAGCAGCCGGAGCGGCCAGACAACCAGCAGAGCUGUUUUCGGGUCUGCGACUGGCACAAGGAGCUGUAUGAUUGGCAGAUUGGCAGCUGGAACCAAUGUCGGCCUGUCCUCUCUCGGAGCCAUGAGAAGCCCCAGGAGUGCCUCAGAGGGGAGGAAGGGAUCCAGACAAGGGACAUCACCUGUAUUCAGAAGUCCAAUGGAGUGCCAGCUGAGGAUGUCAUCUGCGAGUAUUUUGAACCGAAGCCUCGCCAAGAGCAGGCAUGCCUCAUCCCGUGCCGGCAGGACUGCAUCGUGUCUGAAUUUGCCCCCUGGUCUGAGUGCUCCAAGACCUGUGGCAAUGGACUUCAGCAUCGAACAAGGCAUGUUGUGGCUCCACCACAGUUUGGUGGGUCUGCUUGUCCUAACCUCACCGAGUUUCAGAUCUGUCAGUCUAGCCCAUGCACUGGUGAAGAAAGCCUGUAUAGCCUAAAUGUGGGACCUUGGAGCCCGUGCUCAGUGCCCCAUUCAAGACAAAUAAGGCAAACAAGGAAACGAGGGAAGAACAAAGACAAGGAAAAGGACCGAGAAAAGGCAGUUCGGGAUCCUGAGGCUCGUGAGCUAAUUAAGAAGAAAAGGAAUCGAAACAGACAGAGUAGACAGGAGAACAAAUAUUGGGACAUACAGAUUGGCUACCAAACCAGGCAGGUCACAUGUACUCACAGAAAUGGGAAAACUGCUGCUCUGAGCUUCUGCAAACAAGACAAGUUGCCCAUUACAUUCCAGUCCUGUGUGAUCAUGAAAGAGUGCCAGGUGUCAGAGUGGUCAGAAUGGACCCCCUGCUCCAAAACCUGCUUUGACAUGACAACUCCUAAAGGGAAUCGUACAAGAUCACGGACCAUUAAGCAGCUCCCUAUCGGCAGUGAAAACGACUGCCCUCAAUUAGAAGAAACAGAGCAGUGUGUGACUCAAGGAGACGGUGUGGCACCAUGCAUUACGUACGGUUGGCGGACCACAGAGUGGACAGAAUGCCGUGUUGAUCCUCUCCUUAGCCAACAGGACAAGAGGCGAGGAAAUCAGACAGCACUGUGUGGAGGUGGCAUUCAAACCCGGGAAAUGUACUGCGUGCAAGCUAAUGAAAAUCUCCUCUCCUAUUUAAAUACCCUCAAGGAAAAAGAAGCCUCGAGGCCAGUAGACCGUAAUCUGUGUACAGGACCUCUUCCCAGCACCUCCCAGCUGUGCCAUAUCCCCUGUCCUACAGAGUGUGAGACCUCAGCAUGGUCAGCCUGGGGACCAUGCACCUAUGAAAGCUGUGAUGAGCCUCAGGCCAAGAAGGGCUUUAAACUAAGGAAACGACGCAUCACCAAUGAGCCUACAGGAGGAACAGGAAACUGCCCUCAUCUGCUAGAAGCCAUUCCGUGUGAAGAGCCAUCUUGCUACGACUGGAGAAUUGUGCGACUGGUGGAGUGCAUUCCUGACAACGAGAAGACCUGUGGCCCUGGUACACAGGUUCCUGUUGUCGUCUGCAUCAACAGUGAUGGAGAAGAGGUUGACAGACAGCUGUGUAGAGAUGCAAUCUACCCAAUCCCGGUUGUCUGCGAAGCUCCAUGCCCAAAGGAUUGUGUGCUCAGCAUGUGGUCUGCGUGGUCCUCCUGCUCACACACCUGCUCUGGCAAAACCACAGAAGGGAGGCAGAUGCGUGCCCGCUCCAUUCUGGCAUAUGCAGGUGAAGGAGGAAUACAGUGCCCAAACAGUAGUGCCCUACAGGAAACACGCAGCUGUAACGAGCACUCUUGCACUGUGUAUCAUUGGCAGACAGGCCCGUGGGGACAGUGCAUAGAGGAUUUGUCUGUCUCUGCUUUCAACUCCUCUGCCAGCUGGAAUGGAGAGGCCACCUGCUCCGUAGGGAUGCAGACAAGAAAAGUAAUCUGUGUCAGAGUCAACGUGGGACAAGUGGGCCCAAAAAAAUGCCCUGAAAGCCUCCGACCAGAAACUGUGAGGCCUUGUCUGCUUCCCUGUAGGAAGGACUGUAUUGUGACUCCAUUCAGUGACUGGACAUUGUGUCCUUCUUCAUGUCAAGAAGGGGGUGUCACGGUAAAGAAACAGUCCCGUCACCGAGUCAUCAUCCAGCUUCCCGCCAACGGUGGUCGUGAGUGCCCAGAUUCUUUGUUCGAGGAGAAGGAGUGUGAAACUUCUCCCAUCUGCUAUAGCUACAGAUGGAAGACCCACAAGUGGCGCAGGUGCCAGCUAGUACCGUGGUACGUGCGCCAAGACAGUCCAGGAGCACAGGAGACUUGUGGGCCUGGGCUACAAGCAAGAGCAAUUACUUGUCGCAGACAAGACGGAGGACAGGCUGACAUCAGUGAGUGCCUUAAAUACGCUGGCCCAUUACCAUCCUUAACACAGACGUGCCAGAUUCCCUGCCAAGACGACUGUCAGUUUACAAACUGGUCCAAGUUUUCUUCCUGUAAUGGGGACUGUGGAGGAGUCAGGACAAGAAAACGCACUCUUGUUGGAAAAAGUAAGAAAAGAGAUAAAUGCAAAAAUUCUCAGUUGUAUCCUCUGAUUGAGAAUCAGUUUUGUCCAUGUGACAAGUACAGUGCUCAGCCUGUGGGAAAUUGGUCAGACUGUAUUUUACCAGAGGGUAAGCAAGAAGUAUUGCUUGGAAUGAAGGUACAAGGAGACAUUAAGGAAUGUGGACAAGGCUACCGUUACCAGGCCAUGGCAUGCUAUGACCAAAACAAUCGACUUGUGGAAACAUCACGAUGCAACAGUCACGGUUAUAUUGAGGAAGCCUGUAUUAUUCCAUGUCCCUCAGACUGCAAGCUCAGUGAAUGGUCCAACUGGUCUCGCUGCAGUAAAUCCUGUGGAAGUGGGGUAAAAGUUCGGUCUAAAUGGCUGCGUGAAAAACCCUACAAUGGUGGAAGACCCUGUCCAAAGCUAGAUCAUGUCAAUCAGGCUCAGGUGUAUGAGGUAGUCCCCUGCCACAGUGACUGCAGCCAGUAUGUAUGGGUUACUGAGCCCUGGAGUGUCUGCAAGGUGACCAAUGUAGACUUAAAAGAGAACUGUGGAGAAGGUGUUCAAACGAGGAAAGUCAGGUGCAUGUUAAACACUGUGGAUGGUCCUUCUGACACUGUAGAGGACUAUCUGUGUGAUCCUGAAGAGAUGCCACUUGGUGCUAGAAAAUGCACGUUACCAUGUCCUGAAGACUGUGUUAUGUCUGAAUGGGGGUCAUGGUCUCGAUGUUCUUUGCCGUGCAAUGGAAGUAGUGUCCGUGAAAGGUCAGCUGAACCCCUGAGGCAACCAGGCGAUGGAAAGUCUUGUCCUGCUGCCACGGAGACAGAAGUCUGCACUUUGAACAAAAACUGCUACCACUAUGACUACAAUGUGACAGACUGGAGCACAUGUCAGCUCAGUGAGAAGGCUGUCUGUGGUAACGGUAUCAAAACACGGAUGCUUGAUUGUGUUCGCAGUGAUGGCAAAUCGGUUGACCUGAAGCACUGUGAAGAGCUUGGUUUGGAGAAGAGCUGGCAAAUGAAUACAUCCUGUGUGGUGGAAUGUCCUGUAAACUGUCAGCUCUCUGACUGGUCCUCUUGGUCUGAGUGUUCUCAGACAUGUGGCCUUACAGGGAAAAUGAUCAGAAGAAGAACCAUAAAUCAGCCAUUUCAGGGUGAUGGGAGGCCUUGUCCAUCUCAGAUGGAGCAAUUCAAACCCUGUCCAGUAAAACCUUGUUAUCGAUGGCAAUACGGACAAUGGUCUGCAUGCAAAGUAGAGGAUGCUCAAUGUGGAGAAGGAACACGACUGAGAAACAUUUCCUGUGUGGUUUUUGAUGGAUCCACUGAAGAUGUUGGCAAAGUAGUAGAUGAGGAAUUCUGUGGAGAAAUAGAGCCUAUUAUAGAUGGUAAUAAGAAGAUGAUACUUGAGGAAACUUGCACUGUCCCUUGUCCAGGGGACUGUUACUUGAGAGAGUGGUCAGAAUGGAGCCUUUGUCAGCUAACCUGUGUUAAUGGUGAGGAUCUCGGAUUUGGAGGCAUACAAGUCCGAUCUCGGGCAGUGAUCAUUCAGGAAUUAGAGAAUCAACAUCUCUGUCCAGAACAGGCUUUGGAAACGAGACCAUGCAAUGAUGGCCAGUGCUAUGAAUACAAAUGGAUGGCUAGCCCAUGGAAGGGAUCUUCUCGAACUGUGUGGUGUCAAAGGUCAGAUGGUCUUAAUGUCACAGGAGGCUGUUUAGUGAUGCGCCAACCAGAUGCUGACAGGUCAUGUAACCCACCGUGCAGUCAACCCCACGCUUACUGCAGUGAGACUAGAACAUGCAGUUGUGAAGAUGGAUACACUGAAGUUAUGUCCUCUGAUGGCACACUCGAACAGUGCACUCUCAUCCCAGUGGUGGUGAUCCCCACUAUGGAGGACAAAAAGGGAGAUGUGAAAACCAGUCGAGCUGUGAACCCCACCCAGCCCUCCAGUAACCAGUCAGGACGAGGAAGGACCUGGUUUCUACAGCCUUUUGGACCAGAUGGGAGGCUGAAGACCUGGGUUUAUGGUGUAGCUGCUGGUGCAUUUGUUUUACUCAUCUUUAUUGUUUCUAUGAUCUAUCUAGCCUGCAAAAAGCCAAAGAAGCCCCAGAGAAGGCAGAACAACCGACUGAAACCUUUAACCUUGGCUUAUGAUGGAGAUGCAGAUAUGUAAAAAAUAACUUCUCAUGGUGACAAAUGGAGUGUAAAUUAACGGAUUGAAAUUAAAAGGUAUCCAAAGCCACAGGGAUUUUCUAUGGAGUGGAUUAAGUGUUUUGACGACUUCCUUUUUUGUAACUGCAACAUAGAUAAAGAAGGAUGGAUUUCAUACUGCUUAUGAAUAUUCAAGGUGUUAUUGCUUUACUUUAAGACCAUCAGCACUGAGAAAUCUGGUAGAAUCAUGUUCAUAGACAGUGCAGCUGGAGAUUUGUCGUCUUUCCUCAAUCUUACAAACUAUAAGCACCACUUCUGUCUCCAGAAUACUGUAGCCAACAUAGUAUUAACAGUUGGAAGCCCCUGCAACAUUAACCGAGUAUAAUCAGUACGCAUGAAGAGUUUGUACCGAGCUGUUUAUGACUCUUUAUAUUCAAACAUAACAUAUAUACUCAGUUGAACCAUAUGUAUUACUCUAUCAGAUUAUGUACUUGUUAAAGAGCAUAUUAGUGCUUAGUACAAUAUUAAGUUUUAACUGGGAUUAACCCACUAAGCAAGUUCAACAGUUUGCCAGUUUGUGGUAACUUGUGUUAACCUGCAUUUCAAAGGGCAAUGACUCACUUGCAAAAUUCUGUCCUGUUAUCACUCCAAAUUAUAAAGGCCUCAAUGUACAUCCAGAAAGGGAGGUAUUCUCAGAUUCAUAUUUUCUAGUGGUUGCUGUCUGGAAAAAGAAUACUCGUUGUAAAUGUUACAGUACGUUUCUACUUUCUCUAACUUAAACUGUUGCCUGCAUCUUUUUUGCUACAUGUAAGGCAAAUUUUUGCACUAUAUUAGUGCAGCAUGAUAUGCACUUAACUGGUAUUGCCAUAGAAACUGCCUCUUUUCAGAAAGGAUGAUGAUGCAUCUUGUGCAAGGAGUGUCAAGGAGACAGGUCGUGAAUCCUGAAGAGAGUAGCAUUCAGUUUGGACUGUGACGGGAUGGAAUCGGAUGAUGAUGUGUACUGCACGCACCAUUCCUCAUCACAGUAGCCAUUUGUAGUCUAUAUCAUGGCAGUAAUACAAGUGUCUAGUUUCUUUUGCCCCAUCUACCUAUACUAGUAUAGAUUGUCCUGCUGGUUUUUAAUUGUACUUUGGAGGCUGUUUAUGACUAGAUUUUUUAUAUUUGUUAACUUUGUUAGAAAAAAAAAAAGAAAAGAAAAAGAAAGUGGUUGCCCUGUAAUCCUGACUGACAUACUUGCUGUCUAAGAAGAUAUUCUGAUGUUUAUUCAACUGAAAUAAAAUGGUUUUGCUUUUUUUCCCUUCUGCUAGUGAGAGUGUUUUCACUGUUGCUGACAGUGCAAUAGUCAGAGCCCUUUUGUCUUUUCUAAUUAGGAUAAUUGGAUAGACUCUUAAUUACUCAGUUAAAUUCUUGACUAUACUGGCCAGUAAAUGGUAAGAUCAAUAAUUCUGCCAGUUUAAUACUCGUGACUUUUUCUAAACUCUGACAGUAUUCACUGUUAACCUCGUCCAUGCUUAUGGCUUUGCAAUGUUACACUUCUGACAUGAAGCUCCUUGACUUGCCGCUGUAUCUACGUGUCUAUUACAGAUGUGAUUCAUGACCUGAGAAGGGUUAUUCUCAUCAGGCUUCUAUGUGUAGCCUGAACAUAUAAGUGACUGUGCCACUACUAAGCAAUACAAAACUUUAUCAGGCAACCUCUCAAAAAUAGUUGUUAUAUAAAGUUCAAUAUUAGGUCCUCAGGUCUUUUUUAUGAACUAAACCAUUUCUGCCUACUCAUCACACUAUUUACUCAAGAAGCACCCGUUUUUGCACACUGAAUAAAACUGUAGCUUUGCAAACUUUGGCCCAGAUCCACUGAAACUGAUGACAAGACUCUCAUGGACAUCAAUGGAUAACAUCGGUCCUUAGAAAUACCUACUUCUGUUUCAUGUAGAAAAAUUCUUGGAACCAAUGUGUAUUUUGUGAAUGUUCAAGACAGAUUAUAGUCCUGCUUUAACUGUAGCUGACUUCUAUUACCAGUGUGGUGUUGCUCCAUCAAGAAAAUGAACUUUCUCCUACUUCAUAAGUAUUCUCCAAAUGGGAAUGAUGAGUAGAGAGGAACAAUAAUAACAAUAUUCUGUACAGGUUUGAUUUCUCAUUUUAUACCUUGGUCCGGCCACAGUUGGUGAAGUGCCAUGGCUCCCUGCCACAGCAGUAAUUCUUUCAUAUAUGUGUUGCAGGACUGGGGGCUUCAGUUUUACAUCACUGUAAAGAUCCAUAGUGAAAAAACAAAUCUUGAUGAAUUUAAUUACUUAAGCAUUUUUUUUUUUAGUAGAAAAUAAGAAAAAAAACUAGUUUAUUCUUGUUUUGUCAGACACACAAAAAUUAAAGUGGAAAAGUUACAAAGUUUUUAAGAAUUAUAAUGUGGAGACAUAAAGCUUAAUCAUGAUUUCGUACUUUUAAAAGUCUGACUCUGUGUUGUCAAAUAGUAUUGGACCAAUAGGGAAUUGAGGGAACAGGGUUUCUUUCAUUGCAAUGAGUCAUCUUUAUAUUAUACUAUACUGGCUGGUCUUAGCAAGAGCUGUUGCCUAGUUCUUGCCUUGAAGGUUUUUAUGCCCUAAGUCUAAGAAUUUAGUAACUUGAAUUUAACGGUAUGCCAUCUUCUUUUACUCAUCAUAUAAAAUGGACAAACGAAGAAAGAGAUACAACAAUUUUUUAAAUAUGUUUGGCCUUUGCAAUCCAUGCAAGUAUUUGAGUAUGUGUUAUAUUUUAUAUCUGGUCAGUGAAUUUUGCAGGUGCACAUCUGCAUCAUACUAGUGCUGCAUUUAAAAUGUAGAGUGCAUUUUUAUUACUUUUUUUACUUUAUAAACAAAGUGCAUGGAAAUUUGAAGCCCGAAUGGCUUUCCUUAUUAUCAAGAAAAAAAUAUUAGUCUAUAACAAGGGCUGAAAUUUUAUGUAAAGCCUAAAUGUUGCAUAAGUGAUUCAGCCCUUUAGCAUUAAAACAGAAAUAAAUAAAGGUGAAUUAUCAGUAUAGAAUGGAAAGCAAUUUGCUUUUAAAAUCAGAGUGCUUCUACAAAUCCAGUGCCUAAAGCAGCCACUACUGUUGAUCGUUAGUUUGUGAAAGUAAUGUUUCCAGUGAUCAAAUAAACCAUUCAGAAAAUGUAGACAUUUUCCUGUUGAUGUGGUGGUUUGUAUUUUCCUUUUUAAAUCUGUAGUUUCUAGAUUACUGUGUCUGCUUUGAGUCCUGGAGCAGUUCCUUUUUGAAGCUGUGGUGCAACUGCACAAGGUUGUUUAUAUUUGGUAUAAAGCAUCAAUUUUGAAACUCCCUUCUUCCUGCCAAAAUGUAAUAAAGUUUGUUUUCUAAUACUAGAAUCCGAAGAGACCAAUUUAAAAAUUCUUUGUAUAAAUCACUGUAAAAUAUACCGUGAGUGAAACAGAAAUCUGUCCUUUUACCUUUAUGUAAAUUGUGCUCACCCAAAGUUAAGAGUUUAUUUUGCCUAACUUAAUUUACUUGAAUAUUUAUUUUGUAGAACAAGGAGGCAGCUGUCUGAGGAAUGUUUACUUUUUGUUAAUGUUAAUUUGUAAAUUGUGUAAUGCAUUUUUAUUUUUUAAAUUCUGUAUAUUUCUUUUUUAAUGCACAAAAUGUUUAUGUACAAGUACUGCAAAUUUCUGUAUAUUGUCACUAAGCUUUAUUCAGUUAAUACAGAUAACGUGAAAAUGUAGCAAGUCUUACAUUUUCAACUGAGUUAUUUUUACGUAACUGAUAUAUGCUGACAAUAAAUAUAAACACAAAAUCAUUUAUUGCCUUUGUUUAAUAGAUGUAGUAUACUAUGUUGGGAUAGAGUAACAAUAAGAGCCAAAUCCCUAGAAUAUACCAACUUUUAAACAGUCUCUUUUUUGAAAGAAGCUAGCAAACAUAUUCUUGUUAAAAAUUAGUAUUUCUCUUUAAAAAGAAAGAGGAAAAACUUUCUGAAGUUAUUAUCAUAAAUAUCAAGGUCCAUUGCUACAGUCCUUGUUGACAUAGAAGUUUAUAAUGUAUAUUUAAUUGAUCUAUAAAUGUCCAAUAAAUGCAAUAAAUCAAUGAUAUUUUAAAUUUUCUUCCUUAAUUGCCCUUUUUAGGCCAGAAAAAACUACCCAUUUAUGGAGAAAGGGUGGACCAAGAUCUCACUAAAAGGCAUCUAUUCACUUCAGUGAAGCUGAAUCUGUCCCUGCCCACACAGGGAAGGAACAGGGAACAAAACCCACCUCCUCCAAAUAAAAAAACAUGCCUAAUGCAAUCAACUUACAUCCCAAUCAUUGAAUUAACAUUACCAAAUUCACUCUAAUUUCUUCUAGAAUAAAAAAGUUGUGGUUGAUUACCUAAGGAAAAAAAGUGACUCUGCAGCUUUUCCACAACUGCUCAUAUUCUCUCUGUGCUCUCCAAAACUCAAUUUUUUCAUGUCCAUUUCUGCAGUGCAUAUUUGCACACCAGUUCAUGCGGGCUUGUCUGAUUUCAAUAGUUAUUACCUUUCUAGUAAUGCUUCUAGGCUAAGCCUUAAAAGAUGUAAACCCAGUUUUGAGAGAACAAGCUUGCCUGCCUGUUUAUUUUUCAGCAGAGGGAACAGGUGACUCAUUUCGUUUACCUUCAUUUGGGCAGUGCCCCUGGCUGUGGAGAGGAUUGUCCUCUGAUGACAUGCUGGUGAAGCAUCUCCUACGUGCUACUGAAAAUGGGCAUCUUUGCUAUAUCCUAGUUUGAUCUAAAGGAUUGUGAGGCUUACUGCGAGGCACACCUUCAGCAAUACUUGGCAGGUGCCAUUGCCAUUCCUGUUUGCUGUCAGGCAACUUUUCACUGGGAGAGAGUUGAGCCUUGUGAGAGUGCAGUAGUCUCAGGGUGGCAGACAUUAACGCUCAUUUGCUCGUACUCACAUGUUCUGGUGUUUUAAGGUAACCUUUCCAGCCUGACGUAUAAGCCAUUUCUGGUACUCAUAUUCUGACCUGCCUUGACAAGCUGAUACUGUUGGAUGCUGCCUAAUCCUGCUGCUUGUCCCAGUCUGAUUAAGUAACAUCUGUGCUGAAAAGGACACAGGAAUAGUGGACAACAAGCCGACCAUGACUCAGCUGCAGACUGUGGCAGUGAGAGAGGCAACACAAGGCUGCAUUGGCAAGAGCUUGAAGGAAGUCCUUAGUCCUCCAAACUCUCAUAAGGCUCUGUUGAGAGCUCUUUGUGUCGUUUGGGCCCCUGUUGGGCAAGAGGAAAAGUCCUUCAGCCUGUCACUAUGAUAAGGCUAAAACUUAGCCCUACAAACAUAAUCCAUUAUCAUAGCUAUUGUUGUUUUCCAUGUUCAAAGAAAUCACAUUUUGAACAGUUCAGGGUUGAGCCCAUUUAUUAUUCCUAUGCAUUUAUGUGUUCACAAGUCCUUUGUCUUUUUAGAAAAAAAAAAAAAUUUGGUACUUGUCUGUCUAUAGAUGAGACAUUGUUGGCUCCCACAUAUGUUUUAAGAUUUUGUGGACAAUAUUCAAAACCGAGUCCUGAAAUUUAUAAGAAUUAUAUUCUGAAAUUGAGAUUAUUGAAUGACAUUUUGUUUAUUGUUUUAUGAGGGCAGAGGAUUGCUUAUUUGUUUCUAAAUAAAUAUCAGGUCAGGUUAGCUUACAAAUAAAUAAUGGUUACUCAAAAAUUCAGUGUUGAGCUUGAAAGCAAGUCUAAAUUUUUUCCUUCCCUUCACAAUUAUAAAACCAAACCCCCUUUCUCACUCAUAUGUGUCAAACUGUGACUUAUAUCUCUGCUUUUUAAUUCUUCCCAGUGCUGCUUAUUGGUAUACGCAUAUUGUAAUAGCAAUAUAAUUUGAACCCAUGACGAUCAUUUGGCUAACAUUUCUGUGAAUACACAUUCUCAGUUUGUUGGCUAGCCAGUAUUGGCAGACUAUGUUUAAUGUGGUGCCUAAUGAAGUUCUUCAAAAACCUCUCCCAAACUUACUUACACAACUUGUAUCACAGAAAAAAUAUGAAAACUGUCACAGGAAAACAAAGGAAUAGUGACAUAUUGUGUCUUGUUUUCAUACUCUAAACCUGAUUCCCUUAAGAAGUUUAUUCCAAUGCCCCCAUUGUGUCUCGGUGCUUGAAGCAAAUGCCAGAUUUCAUCCUUACCUGGAAGUUUUCUGGUUUGUGCUCAUUGCUAUCAUAGCCUUAAUUCUCUUUUGAUGUGUCUUCUCACUCUUAAGAUCAUGGUUAGACAACAAUAGUUAGCAGUUGACAACACACAGGUUUUUGAAGGCAUGCUGUCAAAAGCAAAGAUAAGCAUAAUUAAAAUGUGAAUUUUGAGGCUAAAAUAAUUUGUUUCCUCUCUUCAUGCAACCAAUGCUGCAGCUAUAUAUUUGAAAACCUUGAAGAUACCUAAUUCUACAUGUUUCGGGUUCAACCAUACCAUUCUAUUGCUGUUACUUUACACUUUCUGUACUGUUUCCUUGUUAUACUCAUUAUGUGUUAAUUUUCAUUGUAAAACAAUAGUAAGGGCUGUCGCCUCUAUGUUUACAAUUAUAUCAGAACAGAAUACUCCCUCUUUGGA